This is a messenger RNA of Asparagus officinalis (garden asparagus), 657 nucleotides long. RefSeq lists its product as uncharacterized. Lineage: Eukaryota; Viridiplantae; Streptophyta; Magnoliopsida; Asparagales; Asparagaceae. The record is from RefSeq and is a predicted model, not a curated record. The coding region runs from base 50 to 391 and encodes 113 amino acids. The transcript has 3 exons.
GAAUCCAUCCACCUAUGGUUUAUUUUGUGCGUUCCUGAUGUUCGCUUAAAUGCCCCAACGAUAUUUAUUUUGCUGCUGCUUAAUUUUGCACGAUAUCCCUUUGCUUAUUCUCCAGGUAUUUUACUGUCAAAGGGUUCUAACAAUGGCAUUUUCAUUUCUGAGGCCACGCUUCCCACAAAUUUUCAAGCAGCUGGAGAAAGAUGUGGAAACUGUGAUUGAUGUUUUGCAACCCGGGCCACUAGGAAUAAUCGAGCACAAGUUUUCAGCUGCUGAAGUAAAGGAAGCCGAGGCAAUCGUUAAAAGGGCGGUUGCAAAUUGGAAAAGGAAUUCUGAACUGGAAAGAAAUGGACAUGUUGUGAGCACUUCUGAAAAUGAAAGAUCGCCUCAGUGAUGGUCCCUUUUUUUAUUUGAAUCUGCUCUAAUUGUUAUGGCUAUUUUCAUCUGCUUAUAUACAAAUGUAAUUUGCACCCUUUAUCAGUUCAGUGCUACGUGAAACAGUAGCGGAUGUAUAAGUAUUAUGUUGGAGUCACCUGUUGAGAUACUUGGUUCUUUCCUAUUUCAGUAUAUUUAGUUCUUUGAAUGUCUGAAAGAGAAUUGAACAACAAUGUACGUCCGGUUUCAGUUGUUAUCAUCGAUAUGAAACUUUUCCCUUUUUCA